AGGGACAAAACAUCACAUGUAAAGUGAACAGACACAAGAGUCGGUCUCAUAUUCCUCCUCCUCUAUAACUACACUUCUCACUCACACCCAAAGAUUCGAACAAGAAACAAAACACCAUCAAACCAAUUAGUAAUGGCGAACAACGAAUCAGGUUCAUCGUUAGGUCCGGGCGGUCUGGAUCUAACCAGCACCUUUUUCAAACCGCUCCAAAACUCCGAUCCUCCAAUCCCCUCCAACCGCUGUACCAAGAUCUCCGUCAUCGGCGUCGGCAACGUCGGCAUGGCCAUCGCUCAAACCAUCCUCACUCAAGACAUCGCCGACGAGAUCGCCCUCGUUGACUCCAAGCCCGACAAGCUCCGAGGCGAGAUGCUCGAUCUCCAACACGCCGCCGCCUUCCUCCCCCGCACCAAAAUCACCGCUUCCGUUGACUACGAUGUCACCGCCGGAUCCGAUCUCUGCAUCGUCACCGCCGGCGCUAGGCAGAACCCUGGCGAGUCUAGGCUCAAUCUCCUCCAGAGGAACGUCGAGCUCUUCCGCCACAUCAUCCCUCCCCUCGCUAAGUCGUCUCCCGAUGCGAUCUUGCUCAUCGUCUCUAACCCUGUGGAUGUCUUGACAUACGUGGCGUGGAAGCUCUCUGGUUUCCCGGUGAAUCGUGUUCUUGGAUCGGGUACUAAUCUUGAUUCCUCUCGGUUCAGGUUCUUGAUCGCAGAUCAUCUCGAUGUCAAUGCUCAGGAUGUGCAGGCAUUCAUUGUGGGAGAGCAUGGAGACAGCUCGGUGGCAUUGUGGUCGAGCAUAAGUGUGGGAGGCAUCCCUGUCUUAAGCUUCUUGGAGAAGCAACAGAUCGCUUAUGAGAAACAAACCCUUGAGGAUAUUCACCAAACUGUUGUUGGAAGUGCCUAUGAAGUUAUUGGACUCAAGGGUUAUACUUCUUGGGCCAUUGGCUACUCUGUUGCCAACCUGGCCUAUACCAUCCUCCGUGACCAGCGUAAGAUCCACCCGGUUACGGUACUUGCUCGUGGGUUUUAUGGUGUAGAAGGUGGUGAUGUGUUCCUCAGUCUCCCGGCUCUACUUGGACGUAAUGGUGUGGUGGCUGUGACUAAUGUGCAUAUGACUGAUGAAGAGUCGGAGAAGUUGCAGAAAUCGGCAAAGACUAUAUUGGAGAUGCAAAGCCAGUUAGGACUUUGAACAUUUUCUAUAUAUCUAUUUGCUUCCGUUUUUAAAAACUUUUUUUUUUGUUUUGUGAUGCAUUAUGACCAUCAAUCAUCCCAAUGGUGUUAGUGUUGAUCUUGAUCUCUAUCACUAUAUGUUAUAUAAAUGCUUGUUCGGGCAAUACUGAUUCCAAAGUUAAUGUUUGUGAUGCCUCGGGAGGUUGUAAGGAAGUUUUUGUGUGCAGCUUGGAGGAGGGUUUGUGCUGGUAGUUCUUUGCUACUAUCUUGGGGUUUAUAUGCUGAUUACUUUUACUACAGUCUGAGUUUUUCUGCUGGGAGUUCUCUGUUCCGGGUUCAUGGGAUUUGUUCUGCGCGUUUCGAGACUUCUCUCUCAGCUGGAGAGUUAAUCUGUGAUGUUCUGCUGGUUGCAGGUUUCUUGGAGUCACUUCUUUAGUUACUUGUUUCUUUUCUUUCCCUCCUUUGACUAUGGCCAUGGUCUUCCCCAAAAAUUUGACUUGUUGCACAUGGUUAAUUUUUUUUGGGGGGGGGGGGGAGGAGAUUACCUUUUGUUU
Messenger RNA from Eruca vesicaria subsp. sativa (arugula), 1720 nucleotides. NCBI's taxonomy places the organism in Eukaryota, Viridiplantae, Streptophyta, Magnoliopsida, Brassicales, Brassicaceae. The record is from the annotation of a GenBank genome assembly.